GAAAAUGCAAGGAAGACGCCCAAAAGCCCCCAUAUAUUCCUCGUGUGCUUUUACACGGUCUGCAGACUCUCCACCCCACCACCAACAAAUACUCCUCCCUCCUAGAUAACUCUUGCGAUUCUCACUCACCUGCACAGCGCUACAACAAGUGGAGAGAGAGAGAGAGAGAGAGAGAGAGAGAGAGAGACCCACGUAUACAUAUACUACUAUAACAUAGAACAAGAGAGAGAGAGAGAGAGAGAGAGAGAGAGCAGGUAUACAUAGUUAUACAUACAUAGAAAGGAAAAAGCGGUUGCCUCUUCGAUUCAUUUCUGAGGGAAUAACAUCUGGCUGGGCGGGGUUGUUGUUUGGGUCGCCGGAUAAGUAUGUCGAGUUCGUCGGAGAUCGCGGAUUCCGGGAGGUUCGCCGGGCAGAGGCCGGAGAAGUCGUCGAAUUUCUCGCAGACGUGUAGCUUGUUGAGUCAGUACUUGAAGGAGAAGGGCAGCUUCGGAGAUCUCGGCCUCGGCAUGUCGACGGCGGCAACUGCCACCACAAUGAAUUUGUUCCCGAUGGCUGAGAAGCCCGGGGAGGUCUCGACCCGUAAUUCGCCUCCAAUGUCUCGAAGUUUCUCUUCUAUGGACUUAUUUCCCCUGCAAUCUGGUUUUGAUUCCAGUGUAAAAAAGUCAGAACCAGAAACUGCACAAAUGACCAUAUUCUAUGCUGGACAAGUGAUCGUGUUUAACGAUUUAACGGCGGACAAGGCGAAGGAAGUCAUGCUCUUAGCUAGCAAGGGAAGCACCCACAAUAGCCCUAGCACGUUUGCAUCGACAGCCGUCCAGAAACCAAACGAACAAACUAAUUUGAUUCCUACUAGCUCAAGUCCUGUUGUUCCUAAUUUUGGCAAUAAUAUGAUGCAAGAGUGCAUCCAACGUGCUCCCCAACCGAUCGUUUCUGAUCUACCAAUUGCAAGAAAAGCAUCGCUCACCCGUUUCUUGGAGAAGAGAAAAGAUAGGAUUACGGCAAAAGCACCUUACCAAACAAGCAACUCAAAAGCAUCUCCUCCCAAACCAGCUGAAAGCAAAUCAUGGCUCGGUUUGGCGGCUCAACCAUCGGUCCAGUUUGAGCCACAAUUUUAGUUUUCCCGCAUUUUAGUUACUUAGCACUGCUGCUAUCUCGCCCAAUCACCGGUCCAGUUUGAGCGACAAUUUUGGUUGUGCAUUAUCAGUUAAUUAACACUGCAAUCUUGUGUUUUAACUCUUUUGUGGGCCCUGUUUGGCUAUGGAUCCACAAAGCUGCAAUCUAAUUGUUAGUUUCUUUAGUUUGAAUCAAGGUUUUCUCCGUUGCUUGUAUGUUCAUGAAUUCAUUAUAGGAGUACCUAAUUGUGAUUCCUUAUCUUGAUCGGAAAUGAGUAUUUUUAUUAUGUGAA
This is a messenger RNA of Rhododendron vialii, 1405 nucleotides long. RefSeq names its product protein TIFY 10A. Gene Ontology annotation, biological process: response to wounding; regulation of jasmonic acid mediated signaling pathway; regulation of defense response. Gene Ontology annotation, cellular component: nucleus. The record is from RefSeq and is a predicted model, not a curated record. The transcript has 5 exons. NCBI's taxonomy places the organism in Eukaryota, Viridiplantae, Streptophyta, Magnoliopsida, Ericales, Ericaceae. Bases 366 to 1115 code for a protein of 249 amino acids.